ACAACUCAGAACAGUUUGGCAAAAGAUUUUUGUCUACAAAAAUUAUAUUUUGAAUAUUUAGCAAAACAUUUUCCUGGACUAUUCCACGAUGCCUCUCAAGUGCAUCAUCCAGUGCGUCCACGAGGCAGCACACAAUAUAAUCUCGACACGUCCUGUGACAACCUUUACACGCGGGGGAUGCCGUGCGCCUAUCAAGAACGGUCCCAUUGCUAAUGCUAUCUUUUUUGCUGCGAUCUUCUCGCCUCUUUACGUCUGCCUGUUAAAGGAUGGGUUCCUCUUUUUGGUGGACCUGACCAAGAAGAUGACGCGAGAAUAGAUUCCAUGGAUGCCGUUGCGUCCCACACAACAUAUAGGGUGGUCAAGCUCAGUCGGAUUUGUGCGUACACCUGCAUACAUUCCUACAUAAAUAUGUAACCCAAAACACCACUCAAUACAUGUUUGUGUAGCAUCGUUA
Messenger RNA from Drosophila subobscura, 454 nucleotides. RefSeq lists its product as uncharacterized. The record is from RefSeq and is a predicted model, not a curated record. Lineage: Eukaryota; Metazoa; Arthropoda; Insecta; Diptera; Drosophilidae. The coding region runs from base 89 to 316 and encodes 75 amino acids. The transcript has 2 exons.